Molecule: messenger RNA, 19700 nt
Organism: Lycium barbarum (goji berry)
Lineage: Eukaryota; Viridiplantae; Streptophyta; Magnoliopsida; Solanales; Solanaceae
Exons: 6
Coding region: 1172-2131 (319 amino acids)
Source: RefSeq, a predicted model, not a curated record
AGCCCCCUUCACUCAUCUCCUCUCUCUUCAAGAAAACCCUAACCAAAAUCACCAUCAUCGCCGAUUCCACCGAAGGACCAGCGAACAAAAGCCGAUUUUGGCGUCGCUGACACCAUCUCCAAUCAACCCCAGUCCCUUUUCAAGCAACAGAGCUUUGAACAGCUCGUCCAAGUCGAAUCAGAGCCCCCGCCCCCCCACCCCCCACCCCCAAAAAAAUGAGAAGCACGCAAGGAUCUUUGGGUUUCUAGGCCAAUCUUCCAACAAUCCCCUGGGUAAAGGCUCGUUUCAGUUCGUUGGAGCCUAAAACCAUGAAGAAACCACUAGAUUCAGACCUCUAGCAUUCAAAUCGCUCUGAAAAGAUCUUGGCUAAGCAAAAACUACUUCGAGCGGAUUCGAAGACUCGACGAUGACAAUGGCCUCAGUUCGCUGUAACGGAUAAGAUUGAAAUUAACCAAAACCUACCAAAUAUCCAAAUGAUAGUCUCAUCUCCUCACGACCUGCAAACUUGGCGGAGGAACAUAAAAGUGGCACACAGAGAGGAAAUCCGACAACAUCUGGGGUCGUUAAUGUCACUAAUGGGUAUCCAAGCUGAAAAAACUCUCACCAAGCUACUGAUAGAAUUUUGGGAUCCCGCCAGCGUAACCUUUAAUUUUUGGAUUUUGUGAUAACCCCUACUUUGGAGGAAGUUUGUGGAUUCACCGACUUACCAUUUGAGGGAAGAAUGCCGGUGUUACCAUCCUUCAUAUCGAGAGAGAGAUUCUUGCUCAUUUUGGGAUUUAAUGUCUACCCGGUCUUGAGGAACGUGAAAAAUGAUUGAGUGAAGUUUGACUUUCUUUUUUAGAGAUUUGGGCGCCGAGAAAUUUUUGAUCCAUAUCGGGAUAAGUUUGCGUGUGACCGCGGAAGGUGGGAGCAAAUGUGGCCAAGAGCCUUCGCCAUAGCCUUGUUGGGAGUCUUGGUCUUCCCAAAGAGAGCCUACCGAAUCAAUAUUAACCUUUUGCCACUUGUUAUGAAUAUCUUCUCGGGACAGGAUGAAUUGACAUUGGUCCCUAUGAUCCUCGCGGAGACACUCCAAGCUCUAUCGGCUUGUUCAAGAGGGCAUAACUUUUUCGAGGGGUGUAAUCUCUUACUGCAGUCCUAGGCCACGGAACACUUCUAUACUCGCCUCCCCAUCAUGGAUUACUACAUAGAUACUCGUAGCAGAAUUCAGAGCCACAAGGAAAGAAUGAGGUACUGGCCUGAACCUAUAGGAGAGGAGGAGUGGCGCGCAUUCUUAGUUCAGCUCACGGGAGAUGCUAUUCAGUGGAAAUACCCUUGGCUGUCAGGGAGACCUUUGGUAAGAACUGCAAAUCUGUACUUCUUUGAGUUGAUCGGGUUGGACGGGAUUCAUCCAUAUGCGCCUCUCACAGUCUUGACGCAGUUUGGAGUUACACAAAAUGUCCCAGUCUGGUCCUAUAUGGCACUACAUGAAAAUAACUAUGAUAGGGUGGUUCCAAUAGCACGAGUGAGAAUUCUGCAAAGAGAAUGGAUGAACAUGAUCACAAUUGGUAUGGUUGACGAGAGUUGGUGCACACCCGAGUAUUAUGCCUUGUAUAAUGUGGGAGGCAUGACACUUUUGCCAACCGAAGACGGAUUCGAUGGGCUCACGGACUAUGAUUUAGCCGCUUGGCUUACAGUUGAGAUAUUGUCUUUCAUGAACGUCAACAAUGACAUGUACAGACAAGUAGUUCCGGGUUCAGUAAACCAUAUGAUACAACUGGUAGAAGAGGAAGAUCCAGUAGAGCCGGAAGAAGAGAUGGAAGAGGACCCUGAAGAAGAUCCGACAGAGCCAGAUGAACCAAUGGAAGAGGAUCCGGAAGAAGAUCGAGAAUGGGAAUUAGAGCAUAAUCUUGUAAUAGAAGUAGAGCCCGAGAAAUCACCUGAGUAUACUCCGGCAGGAUAUUCAGAGGAGGAACCGGAGGUACAGUCUGAGUACAAGCCUACAGUACAUGGUAUAGAGGAGGGACCUGAGUAUGAUCCAGAGGCAGGUUGGGUGAUAGAGACAGACCCAGAGGAAGAACUUGAGUACGACCCAGGGCCCGAUUAUGACCCAGCAUAUGAUGGGGAUGACAAUGACGGCCCAACAUGGCCCUAGACUAUUUUCUUUCCCCCUUUUUGUUUUCUUUACAUUCCAAAAGAGUGUCGUAUGGCCUAAUAUCUUUGUACGCCCUCGUGGCCACCCUUUGCAUUUUCAUUUCAAACUUCCAUCGACCCAUCCCCUUUGUGUUUUAUCAUUUCAGGCUGCCAUAGGCCUACCCUUGUAAGCUCUCGAGCAACCUUUUGUUGGAAUGGAAGUUAUGUUUGUUCUAAAAAAUCACAGAAUGUGUCAAAAAAGGAUAAUCAUCAUCAACUUGUGUGUAACGUAGGCUUACCUCUGGCAAAAAGAGGCCCCACAAUUAGAACGCGCUUGUUUGCACGUCGACUUGACGUAAUUACGUGAUUAAACAUGUUACUCUACUCUUUCUAAAGCUUCCCGGACUAACCUUUUUGUUUUCCAAUUGUCUUUAUUUUGGUUUUAUCCCCCCAACAGAGGUUGAUUUGUGUUGAUCUUCAAACUGGCCGAAUCACACUACAAUUUGAGAUCUAAGGGAAAAAUGACAAUCACCAACGAAGUCAACCCAACUUCUAACCUUGCCAUAACUAAUGAAAAUCCAGGAAACUCAAGAGAGAGGAUUAAUCUGAACGAUGAAGAAGAGAUCGCUUUGCUAAAGCUACAACUUGACGAACUGAGAGGAGAGCUGCGCCAACUUCGGGACCUGACCCAUCUCACUGUGACUGCUUUCCCAAACCCACCUCACUUUCCAUCAUUAGAUUCGACUAUUCCAGAACACUUCCCUCCAUCCACACGCCCACCUCCAGUACCCCUUUCUUGCUCCAACCUACCUCCAGUCACUCCCGCGAAUGUACCAAAUCUGCCUAAACAAACCCCUUACAUCCCCGACAACGCCCAUACUUCACAAAACCCACUACCAACCCAAACUGCUACCGCACCUACUUACCCCACCGUGCAGCACAUACCAGGGGCAUACGUUGACACUUCCCACGAGCAACAUGUGCCACCGGUAUAUGCAACUAGGCUCCAACCUUCACCGCUCCCGUCACAGUCAGGGUCCCGUUCGAGGUGGAUUAGUAUGCAAAAAUGGAGAGAGAUGCCAAGAUAGGAGAAGAAGAAUCAAUCAUUAGCCAGCUUCACAGUCUAAGGAAAGAAAUAAGGAGCAUGCGAGUCACUCGGGGAAGUGAGAGUUUGGAUUAUGAUGAUCUAUGCAUACACCAUGAUAUUGGCAUGCCAGUAGGGUACAAACCUCCUAAGUUUGAUGUUUUUGAUGGGACAGGUGAUCCUCAUGCUCAUUUGAGAGCCUACUGCCACAAGUUAGUAGGAGUGGGAAGGAACGAGAAAUUGAGGAUGAAGUUGUUUAUCAGAAGUUUGUCAGGAGAGGCGCUCACUUGGUAUACUCGCCAAGAUCCUCGCAAAUGGAGUGACUGGCAGGAUAUGGCUGGGGAUUUCAUGACUCGCUUCGGAUUCAACACUAAGAUCACACCAGGCAGGUUUUCUCUGAGCAAUGUACGUAAAAAGGCGACUGAGUCAUUCCAGGAUUACGCAAGACGUUGGAGAAUUGAGGCUGCCCAAGUUAUGCCCCAUUGGAUGAAAGCGAGCUCAGCAAGUAUUUCAUUCGAGCUCAGGAAGGCAUCUACUUUGAAAAGAUGAUAGGAUCAACGGGCCAAAAGUUCGCCGAUUUGGUCAAAAUGGGAGACUUUUUGGAAGAAAGAAUCAAGUCUGAAAAUAUUUAAUCAAUGGCUGCGCUGCAAGAUGCAAGAAAAGUCAUAUAGUCAGGUUCCAUUAGCGGAGUUAAGAAGAAGAAGGAGGACGUAUCUAAUAUCACACCUUACCACCGGCGAGGAGAGUUAUCUCGCCCAUACUGCACAAACCCCCAAAUCUUUACUCAUACCUCUUAUGUUCCAUACCCAGUUUAUAACGCACAACCAUAUUACAACCCACCACGAGCCCCCACUUACCAAAACCUUCUAAGACCUUAUACCUCAAUCUAAGCACUCGUCCACCAAAAUAGACCACCAUAUGCCCCAAGACCUCGCCCAACUCCCGAAGUCAGAAAUACCCGAAUCUACACCCUCAUAGCCGAGCCUUUAGCCUAGUUAUUUGAAAGGUUGAGGACAACAGGAUUAGUGCAACCAAUUAAAGGGAGAAUCCCUGACCCAAUUCCUCGAAACUUUGAUGGGAACAAACGUUGCGCAUAUCAUUCAGGAAUUCAGGUAUAUGACACUGAGGAAUGCUUUGGUUUGAAAAACCAGGUUGAAGCUUUAAUCAAGAGUGGAGCAAUUCAAUGCACUACAGCGCCCCCGAAUGUGAACAACAACCCGCUACCAAAUCAUGGAAAUCGGGCAGUUAAUAUGAUAUCAUUUGAUGAGGAAUAUGACUUUGAGGGAACCAUUGUGCCCAUUGGAAACACAGAGGUAUUUGUCGCAACAUCCCCAACUGCUCCCAUCAUCACUAUACAGUUGAGGGCGCCGGUAACUAUCCGGACAUACCAACCAAAAUCCGUGGUGACCACUGUUGUCGCAAGAAAACACGAUUAUGAUUUUAGGGCAAUCACAUGGGACUAUCAAUUGAAAGGGAAGGCUAAGAUGAUAGAGACCACAACCGCCCAUGGAAUGACAAGGUCAGGAAGAUGUUAUGUCCCGAAGAAUCUAAAUAGAGGAAGUUGAGGAGAAAAGCACAAUCAAAAGAGAAACAUUACUGAUGCCGAGGCAGCAUAAUUCUGGAAGAAGAUGCAAAUCAAAUAUUAUUCAGUCGAGGAACAGUUGAAGAAGACACCUGCCCAAAUAUCGAUCAUGUCCUUGUUGAUGAGUUCUGCAGCCCACAGGGACGCUUUAGUUAAGGUGUUGAGUGGAGUAAGCAUAUCGAAUGAGAUGACGAGUGGACCGCUGGCCACAACAAUUGGGUAGAAGGUUAAAGCGAACAAGAUUUCUAUCCGUGAUGAUGAACUUCCACCAGAAGGAACAGAACACAACAAAGCACUUCACAUCACCGUGAGGUGCGGAGAUAAGUUUGUAUCCAUGGUACUUGUUGAUGGAGGUUCCGGGUGUAACAUUUUCUCUCUCAACACCUUGAGAAAGUUGAAGAUGGACACAGGAGAAAUGAAAGAAAGUCGUAUGAAGGUCCGAGCUUUUGAUGGGACACAAAAGGGUAUCAUUGGAGAAAUAUGUCUACAUUUGCAGAUCGGGCCCAUGCAGUUACCAGUCCUUUUCCAAGUGAUGGACAUAUCAUCAACUUAAAACUUAUUGUUAGGAAGGCCAUGGGUCCACAUGGAUGGAGCCGUUCCUUCCACUUUGCAUCAGUGUUUGAAAUUCGAAUGGGGUUGGGAGCAAAUCGUAGUUCAGGGGGAACUUGGUCACCCUGUCUAUUAUGAACGCUCUAUCCCGAUCAUUGAAGAAAUGGGAGAAUUAGAUGGAGCUACCUUUCAUGUUGUGGAAAUCAUGCAAGCUAUAAAAAUAAGUGAGACGGUAGGAUUUGAUGAAAUAAAGAUGUCGAGUGCGGCAAAGAUGGUAGCGUCAGAGAUGUUGAAGUAUGGCUACCAGCCAAAGUCUGGGUUAGACCCAAAAUCUUAUGGCAUAACUGAACCAAUCCAACUGAAGCAGCAGAAGGGUACUUUUGGGAUCGGGUAUGAGCCUAUGUUUGGAGAAACUAGCGGUGUCAAGAGAAUAUUUGUACCAGAGCAGGUUCCUGUCCAGGAUCAGAUGAUUGUGCCAGAGGUCGACGAAGAUAUCAUAGAAGGAAUGGAGAACUUGUUCGUGACAUUGAUCGAGGAGUGUUGUAGGGAGACUGAAGCAGUUUCCGAGACACCGACUAUUCGUGAUGCCGAACCAGGAGAGAUCUUGCAGAAUUGGACUGUCAGUCCAUCCUUGGUUCGCCGGGAGUCUUGGUAGUGUGGAAUUGUAGUUUGUUUUCAAAAUAGCAUGAUCAAUUGAGGCUUGAAUCAUGACCGUGCUCUUUUGUCAUCCACCUCUUUCUUUAAAAGCAUUGAAUGCUUCUUUAAUGAAAAUACAUUUUUAUUUUUCUAUUAAAAUAUCAUAUCUUACUUAUACUCGCUUUUCUUUUUCAGCACUCAAACUAAUAAAAAUAUUCAUUCUAUGAUUAUGACAUGUAACGAACCCGUUGAGCCAAGUACGAACGACGAACAAGAUUACAAGGAAUACGAUGAAAGCAUGAUGCCUGAGAAUCUUUCACAAGAGAUCGAGCAACUCGAGAAUCAAAAGAAACUGAACUUGGAUGAAACUGAGAUAGUUAACUUAGGAGACGACGAAACAGUGAAGGAAACUCGGAUCAGCAUGCACUUAGAAGCUGAACGGAAGCAAGAAUUGUUGGAAUUGCUUAAGCAGUAUGUCAACGUAUUUGCUUGGUCCUACAACGACAUGCCCGGGCUGAGCACCGACAUCGUCUCUCAUAGGCUACCAACUGAUCCCACCCGCCCACCGAUCAAGCAAAAGCCAAGGAAGUUCAAGCCCGAUUUGUGUUUAAUGAUCAAAGAGGAAGUCACUAAGCAGAUUGAAGCAAAUGUCGUGAGGGUUACAAACUACCCUUCCUGUUUGGCCAACAUUGUGCCCGUUCCAAAAAAGGACAAAAAAAUCAGGAUAUGUGUGGAUUAUCGGGAUCUCAACAAAGCUAGUCCUAAGGAUGACUUCCCCCUUCCGAACAUCCAUAUACUUAUCGAUAACUGUGCAAAACAUGAGUUGCAAUCAUUUGUCGAUGGCUUUGCAGGAUAUCAUCAGAUUUUGAUGCAUGAGGAUGAUGCAGAAAAGACGGCGUUUACCAGUCCAUGAGGAGUGUACUGCUACCGAGUAAUGCCAUUUGGCCACAAGAACGCUGGUGCGACCUACAUGAGGGUCAUGACUACUUUGUUCCAUGAUAUGAUUCAUAAGGAGAUCGAAGUCUACAUGGACGAUGUUAUUAUCAAAUCUCGAAGGAGUUCAGAUCAUUUUACUGACCUAAGGAAGUUCUUUGAACGAUUGCGGAGGUAAAACUUGAAGUUGAAUCCAGUAAAAUGUGCAUUUGGAGUUCCUGCUGGAAAAUUAUUAAGAUUCAUUGUUAGCAGAAAAGGUAUAGAGUUAGAUCCUUCAAAAAUCAAGGCAAUCCAAGACUUGCCUCCCCCGAAGUGCAAGAAAGACGUAAUGAGUUUCCUCGAAAGGCUCAAUUACAUUAGUCGAUUCAUCGCUCAGUCGACGGUGAUUUGUGAACCCAUAUUUAAGCUGCUGAAGAAAGAUGCUGCCACAGAAUGGACAGAAGAGUGUCAGAAGGUCUUCGACAGAAUCAAGGAGUACUUGUCCAAUCCACCUGUAUUGGUCCUGCCAGAACUGGGAAAACCUCUAUUGCUGUACUUAUCCGUAUUGGAUGGUGCGUUCAGAUGUGUUGGAACAACACGAUGAGACGGGGAAAAAGGAGCAAGACAUUUACUACCUAAGCAAGAAAUUCACACCGUACGAGGCAAGGUACACUUUGUUGGAACGCACAUGCUGUGCUUUGACUUGGAUCGCACAAAAGUUGAGGCACUACCUAUCCGCGCACACCACACACUUGAUCUCAAGGAUGGAUCCACUCAAAUACAUCUUCCAGAAGCCGAUGCCUACCGAGAAAUUAGCAAAAUAGCAGAUCUUGUUAAGUGAGUUUGAUAUCGUGUACAUAACUCAGAAGGCUAUCAAGUGACAAGCAUUGGCGGAUCACCUUGUAGAGAAACCUGUAGACAAUGAAUACGAGCCGCUUACAACCUAUUUUCCCGAUGAGGAAGUACUGUUAACAGGGGAAGAUAUUUUAGAGCCUUAUUCAGGAUGGAGGAUGUUUUUUGACGGAGCAUCAAAUUUCAAAAGAGUUGGAAUAGGAGCAAUUUUGGUUUCCGAAACAGGUCAACACUACCCUAUCUCAGCAAAGAUCAUAUUUCCCUGCACAAACAAUAUGGCAGAAUACGAAGCUUGUAUUCUCGGGCUCAGGAUGGCGGUUGAUAUGAACAUCAAAGAACUUUUGGUAAUAGGCGAUUCUGACUUAUUAGUUGAUCAGGUACUAGGAGAAUAGACCACCAAGAAUGUCAAAAUCCUUCCAUACUUACACUGUGUAAAGGAGUUGUGCAAGCAGUUCACAGAGAUUGACUUCAAGCAUGUCCCUCGAAUCCAAAAUGAAUUUGCUGAUGCCCUCGCGACAUUUUCAUCAAUGAUCCAACAUCCAGAUAAGAAUUACAUCGGCACUAUCAAGGUAGAAAUACACAACCAGCAAGCAUAUUGUUUUCAUGUCGACGAGGAAUUAGAUGGCCAGCCAUGGUACCACGACAUUAAGAAGUUGCUUGAGAUAAGAGAAUAUCCGGAAGAUGCUACUAACAAACAGAAGCGGACCUUGAGGAGAAUGGCAAAUCACUUUUUCCUUAGUGGAGAAAUCCUAUAUAGGAGGACUUCAGAUCUAGGAUUGCUAAGAUGUGUGGAUGCCGCAGAGGCGACAAGGUUGUUAGAAGAAGUACACGCAUGGACAUGUAGACCCCACAUGAAUGGAUUCACUUUGGCAAAGAAGAUUCUGAGAGCAGGAUACUUUUAGAUGACUAUGGAAAGAGACAGCAUUCGCUAUGUACAAAAGUGUCAUCAAUGUCAGGUUCACGGAGAUUUUAUUCGAGUUCCCCCAAAUGAGCUCAAUGUGAUGGGUUCCCCUUGGCCGUUCGCCGCUUGGGGUAUGGAUGUGAUUGGACCUAUCGAACCCCCUGCAUAAAUGGACAUCGCUUCAUCUUAGUGGCCAUCAAUUAUUUCACUAAAUGGGUCGAAGCUUCAACGUACAAGGAAGUAACAAAGAAGGUGGUAGCAGAUUUUGUUCGCAACAAUAUAGUCUGCCAAUUUGGGAUUCCAGAAUCAAUUAUCACAGAUAAUGCAGCCAAUCUCAACAGCGACCUUAUGAGAAAGACUUGUGAAAAUUUUAGGUUUGCCCACCAAAAUUCCACAGCUUAUCGACCACAGAUGAAUGGAGCAGUCGAGGCAACAAAUAAGAACAUCAAGAAGAUCUUGAGGAAGAUAACAGACAGUCACAGGAAGUGGCAUCAAAAGUUGCCAUAUGCUUUGCUUGGUUACCGUACCACGACUAGAACAUCCACAGGAGCAACUCCCUACAUGUUGGUCUAUGGUUCAGAAGCUGUGAUACCCGCAAAAGUAGAGAUACCUUUUUUGAGGAUUAUCCAAGAUGUUGGUUUGGAAGAUGCAGAAUGGAUACGUAGUAGACACGAACAGUUGAUGCUCAUUGAUGAGAAAACGAUGGACGUUGUCUGUCAUGGUUAGCUUUAUCAGAACAGGAUGUCCAAGGCAUUUAACAAGAGAGUGAGGCCUAGGAAAUUCAAACCAGGGCAGUUGGUUUUAAAGCGAAUAUUUCCUCAUCAGGACGAAGCUAAAGGGAAAUUCGCACCGAAUUGGCAAGGUCCAUACGUGGUUCAUCAAGUGCUUUCAGGAGAGGCAUUGAUUUUGGGAGAAAUGGAUGGUAAAGUGAGCACGAAGCCCAUCAACUCAUACUUGAUCAAGAAGUACUACAUCUGAAGACAUCCAAGCUAGCUUUUUCUUUCCGCUGUAAUUUGCAUUUCUAUUGUAACAGAACUACGCUGACCUGACUUCCCAUGGUGGGAUACGUAGGCAACCCACAUCGGGUCCAGUCUCUUGUAAUAGAAACCCCAAAAACAUUAUCUUCAUGUAACUGGAACUACGAUUCGACCUGAUUUCCUUUGGUGGGAUACGUAGGCAAUCCCCACCGGAUUCGGUCCCUUUAUUAAUCUUGUUUUUAUUAUAAUUGAACUACGUUAUGACCUGAUUCCAUUUGGAUACAUAGGCAGCCUGAGUCAGGCUCGGUCACAUCACAUUACAUAUCAUUUUAUUUUCAUUUCUACCCCUGAACUACGUACAAACCUGAUUCCUAUUUGGGAUACAUAUGCAACCUAAAAAGGUUCGGUCAUACCCUUAGGAAACCUUUUAUUUGUAAUAUAACUAUCGAUUAGGAUCGGUCUCGUCAUCAAAUACAUCGCUGCACUUGGCUUGAAUACGAAGAAAUGUCAUCAGAGGAACAAACUAUGCAAAGACAUCAUUUGGAUACAGGCGUUACAAUGGAGAAGCUUAAUGCGUUUCGAAACAUGUCAUUUGUUACACCCCGUAUCUUUGAAGAAGCACUUAUCAAAUUUAAAAUAUAAGUACAUUAAGUUAUGGUUAAGUAAAACCACUUUGGAAUGUAAGGAGCAAGCAUUAUUAAGCAUAUUUAAUGAGUGAAGGAUGUAUAUAAGGUAUACCAGAAGGUUUUAUAAGGAAAUGAGUGGAAGUAAUGGAGUAGUACGACUUUGGAGAAAGGAUGGGUGAAGUUUGUGUGUGAAAAUUUUGGUCCAACUUGGGGGACGAAUAUCUCUUCGCAUAUGAAAUGUUUUGAAGAGACACAAAAGCCUAAAAUGAAGUUCGUCGAGUGUAGUUUCCAACGCAACAAACCGCUCAUCGAUAGGACAUCAGAGUAGAUAUUUAUGGACGUUACAAGUUCGACUGACAAAGCAGAAACGCGUGCUACAGUACUGCUACAGUACCGACUUGCUACAAUACUGCUACAGUAAAUUGCUACAGUGACCUGACCCUUAUAUAAGGGGUAAAAAAACCCCCUUUUUUCACCAGAUUUUAGCCCAGAAAUUUCCAAAAAUCAGUAGGGAGAGUGAGGGUACCAAAAAGUGAGCAAUUUUCAAGUGACAGAAUAUUAGUUUUGGUCCGGAUAACGCAUGGUUGUGAUUCUAGUAUUAUUUUGCGGUGGAUUUUAGCGUGGAUAUUGAGGAUAUUGCUUUCUUAACAAGAAAAAAAGGUAUGAAUCUUUCUCUUUUGGUAUUAUUUAAGGCUUAUUCUCAGAGACAAAGUUGUUAAAUAAUUGUGUAGUAAGUUGGUUAGUUAUGGAAGUUGGAAAACAGCGUGUGGGCUGUUUUAUGGUACAUAUUGUUGUUGGAAAUGAUAUUAUUGAUGUUGGUAUGGUUGUUGUUGUUGUUGGUUGCUGAAUUGAGAUUUCGUGCUAGGCAUAUAAACAGAGGGUGUGCUGUGGCCUUUGUUGUGAUGUGUAUAUGUAUGGUACAGUUGACAGGGGGUGUGCUGUGGCCUUUGUUGUGAUGUGUAUAUAUAUGGCACAGUUGACAGGGGGUGCGCUGUGACCUUUGUUGUGAUGUGUAUAUGUAUGGCAUAGUUGACAGGGGGUGAAGCUGUGGCCUUUGUUAUGAUGUGUAUAUAUGGCACAGUUGAUAGGGGCGUGCUGUGGCCUUUGUUGUGAUGUGUAUAUAUAUGGCACAGUUGACAGGGGGUGCGCUGUGGCCUUUGCUGUGAUGUGUAUAUGUAUGGCACAGUUGACAGGGGGUGACGCUGUGACCUUUGUUAUGAUGUGUAUAUAUGGCACAGUUGACAGGGGGUGACGCUGUGGCCUUUGUUGUGAUAUUUCUAUGAAUAUAUGUGUUUCUUUGAUAUAGCCAUACUGAUGCAUUCAUUUUGCCCACUCAUUGACAUGUUUCAAAUGUUUUCCAGGAUUUUAUGUAUAUGUCGAUUGCAUGCCUUACACACUCAGUACACUCUUCGUACUGACCCCCUUUCUUCGGGGGCUACGUUUCAUGCCCGCAGGUACAGACACUCAGUUUUGUGAUCCUCCGGCUUAGGACUUCUGCCCAGCCGCUUGGAGAGCUUCAUUGGUCCGGAGCUUGAGUUAUUUUGGUAUAGAUCCUUUUGACAUAGACUUCGUUAUACUCUUAGAAGUCUGUAGACAUAUGUGGGUUGUGUAUAUACUAUUUGGUUAGCUAUAUCGAUGUAGUUCGUCUUGGGUGUCCCCGUGUAUAGUGGCAGCCUUGUCGGCUUGCAUAUUUGUUAUGUUUUGUUUAGCUAUGGCUUCUUAGGAGAUAGGUUCUCUUUGAUGUAUGACAUGAUGAGUUCAUAGCAUGCUUUUACAGAGUGCCAUAUUGUUUUCAGUUUCAGUCUGAUUAUAUCUAGCGGGUCGUAUACGAGUGCUCAGCUCAGGCACUAGUCAUGGCCCAUCGGUUUGGGUCGUGACAUCAUUAUCUAAAAAAAUGAUAGAGUUUUAUUGCAUUUAUACGUAGUAUAUAUACAUGCAUAUCCGAUUUCUAAAAACCAUUUUUUUUCUUUUUUUCAAAAUGCAUUUUUGUACAUUUCCACCUACCAAGUCUCUGGACAGAGAUCUCCACAACCGAAGAAGCUCAAAUGAUUCAAGUGACAAGGCUAGGGCCACGAUCGACACAAAUCAACACCCCCUCCCAAACUAAUAAUUUUUCUUUGAGUACAGGAUUGACAGGAAUUAGGACGAGAUGACAUCGAAGCGAGCUUCCAGUGGAGGCGUCAUAAGAUCCAUCACUUCAUCAUAAGCCAAAAUAACCUUCUCCUAUUUUAUUUUGUUAUCUUAGCUUAUGCACCUCUGAACGUUUUAUUUAAAUUUGCAGGUAUCUCCAGAAACAGGGUCAAGGUCGAUUAUUCGAAGAUGGGGACCCCGGUAACAGCCUCGUUCCUCAAUAAUAACUCCGCCAAUCGGAGAUCUACCUUCAAUUGCAUUAAAUAAUUCCACCAAUCGAAGCUCUACCUUCUAAUUGCAUUAAAUAAUUCCACCAAUCGGAGAUACAAUCUAACUGCGACUAACUCCGCCAAUCGGAGAUACGAUCUAACUACGACUAACUCCGCCAAUCGGAGAUAUGAUCUAACUAUGACUAACUCUGCCAAUCGAAGUUACAAUGUAACUGCGACUAACUUCGCCGAUCAGAGAUACCAUCUAAUUGCGUCAACUAACUUCACUAAUCGAGGAUACCGUCUAACAACGUCAAUUACCCCGCCAAUCGGGGACCUCCAUCUAACUUUGCCAAUCGGAGGUUGUACUUUACAUUAUAGUUGCUCCGCCAACCGGAAGCCUUUACAUUACAGUUGCUCCGCCAGCCGGAAGCUUUACAUUACAGUUGCUUCGCCAGCCAAAAGCUUUACAUUACAGUUGCUCCGCCAGCCGGAAAAUUUACAUUUCAGUCGCUUCGCCAAUCAGAGCUUUUACCUUACAGUUGCUCCGCCAGUCGGAAGCCUCUACAUUAGAGUUGCUCUGCUAGCCGGAAGCUUUACAUUUCAGUCUCUCCGCAAAUCGGAGCUUUCAAUUCUAGUUUGUCUACAAUCCUUUCCUUUAUUUCCUUAUGUUAUUAUUACAUUACAACUCUGAACUGCACAAGUCUCUUUACAUCUUUUGCAGGUCAACAAAAUACACAGUGGAACUAUCUCUGACACAGCGAACUGAGGCGCCCCGCUUGAUGAGGACAUCAUACUCACAAGCUAGAGUCAAUGAAUCUGCUCUCCGCUUUAGCUCACCAAUCAGUUUUCCUUUUAAUUUUUAAGAAGACAGUUACUUCUUCUGAGAAUCUACAUUCUAGAGACUUAGUAAAUUCUUUUGCGUCCUAAGGUCGUCAUAACGCGAUACUGGGACAGUUUUGAGCGUCAAUCCUCUACGACAGGCUGAUAUGAUCCUAUGACAGCACGAAGAUCUAUUCGUGUAGAGUCUCACUUAUGGGUGUGUUGCGGCCGCCACAUUUAUAAUCAGGAGGCUGCAAAGGUACAUCCUGUCUUCAGAAAGAUCAUUUUCAUUAGCAAUCUUCUCCCCCCAAAUUUGACCACAUUUUUCUAACAACAUCUAGUGUCACCUUAAUUCGACACUAGGACAAAAUUUUAAGGAUCUCUCAAAAUUUUCUAUCUUCUCGUUUUCUUUAAACUGAAUUAAUUCCCGUCCUCUUCAAUACAUAGGCGACUCGAAGUCAAGCCAAUCGUAUCCCAUUCUAGCUAUUUUCGCUCAUGUUGAAACCACUACCCGUUCUAUCUCCGAAACCUCGUGUUACCAUAACUACAACACUAGGACAAAUUUUUGAGAAUCGCUCAAAAAUUUUCAACAACUCAACCUUCCAAAUCUCCAAUAAAACUAUUAUCCCCUGUCCAUAACAAGAGAGCCAGUGUCCUCAUAAUUCAGACAUUGUGGCAAAAUUUUGAGGACCUCUCCAAAAUUUUAUCGUCUCCUUGUUCGAACUACAUCGACCUGAUUCUCUUAUGACCCGAGAUAUGUAGGCUACUUAGGAACCAGAGUUCGGUCAAAUUCAUAAACUCACCCAUCCAUCCCCAAAAGAAUUACUCGUUUUCAGUUGUACUCUUUCCAAAUUCAAUCUAAUUUACUCGUCGGGACAAAAUCGGGUUUACGUCAACGUCUUCGCCCAAAGACGCUUUCAUCAUCCCUGGUCGAAGAGGGACAAGCUAUUGACACCCAAUUUUCACCCUUCUUUUUUGUUUAAUUAAUUUCACUAUGCUUCUCAGUCAUGAAAAUUCCCCAAUAAAUGAGUUUGGAAUAUUUUCACUAAUUACUACACUAUUUUUUAGAUAUUAUUUCUCUAAAAUUAAGAAAGGUUUCUAUCGUUUCUUAAAAAAUCACCAAACAUCAUAUUAUAAUAUAUAUAUAUAUAUAUAUAUAUAUAAUUAAAAAAAAUUACUAAACAUAAUUCUUUACUAUUAAAUCACUCAAAAGUAGUGUUGGUAUUCUUAUAUCAAUAUUGGCGUUGACAUUUUUCCUUUAAUCCUAUUUAUCAGUAUGUUUAUCAUCUUCUUACUAUAUUUUUUAAAACUAAAUACGUAUAUUAAAUUACUCUAUUGUAAUUUAUAUUGAUUAACUUGCAAAAUAGGUGGACGACUAGGAUGCUUGUUUGGAUUUUUAUCUUUAAUACUGGUAGAAAGGUUGAUUUUACAUAACCCUUAGAACAUGGAAUAUGUUCAUGCCAUGCGUUUAAGGCUGUUCUCUGACCUGUUUCUUGUUGAGUUUGAGGCCUAAGUGAAUAUGGAAAUCCCUCCUUAAAUCAAUAACUGUUGGAGUCCAAAUGUAUUGGCUGCAUUUUUUCGCUUGUUGUGAGAUAUCGUUUCUUCAGUAAGCCACCCUCGCCUUUCUUUUCAUCUUAAUUUUGUACAAGUAAAUGUAGUCAUUUGACUGUUUUUUUUAUCCUUCGGUCAGUGUUACUUGUUCGAAAUCAUUCGUCGCUGAGUUUUGCUAUAAAUGGGUACUUAAGAAUGGUUAGAGAGGAUUAAAAAUGGUUAUAGGGAUAUUUUCAUCGAUUUGUAGAAUAUGGGAAUAAGUAUGCCAUUGAUUUAGAUUUUUGUUUUGACUGUAUAUUGGAAUCCACGGGUGUCGUUCCUUUAUUUAGAAAUCAAUAUUUCAAUAGUAUGAACUGUGUUUUUUUUUUUUUUUUGCUUGAGAAAAGUUAUUGAUUUGUUUGGAUAAAAACGGGGAUUAUUAGUUACUGUUUGGUUUACAUUUGUUUUAGUAUACUUCUUUCUGAUAAUUAAUGUAUUUUUUUGAUGCAUCAUAAUAUAUAUGAAUCUGUUCCUCCCUUUUUGAGCUUAAAUGACUUGAUUUUUUAGAGAUUGAAACACUUAAAACUGCCAUGAAAUUGAGGGACAGUAGGCAGUUGUGCUCAGAUCCCUUGUACUUUGAGCAAGGAUAUUACAUGUCUCUAGAGUUUCUGCUAUUUGGGGGUGCCUGAUAGUAAAGAUUUUAGAACUUGAAUAAAUCUUAAUUCAGCCAAAAGUUCUUACUGCAUACUUAGUCUUAGAGCAUGACAGAAGCAUAUAGAUGUCUAAGUAGUAAUGGGAUCAUACAUUUUUGGUGUGUGUAGAAGUCAUGAUUGCGAAAAUUCCUUUCCCCGCUAACACAUAAUCUUGUGUUUUUUUAAUUAUCUUACUCCCGGGAGCUUAGAAUCUUCCGAAAAUGUGUUCGAAUGAGUUUUAAGCGUGCACUUUAUUUUGGCAUAACCAUAAGAACCAUGAUGUUAGAAUUAGCCUACUGUUUUUCAUUUUUCAACUAUAUUGAUAAAAAUAAAAAAUAAAAAAAUGGAAAUGUACUUUGUUGAAACUUUUGCAUGUAUGUCUCUUCUCCUAUGAUCUGUUAAUGAGAAUCUAAUAAUGAGAAUAUGGUUCUUAGUCUUUCUUUGAAGCUUAGUGAUAUACAUGUCCACGAAUCUUUGUAAAAAACUUGAUUGAACAUGGUGCCAGUAACUCUGGCAAGCUCUGUAAAUUAGAGUAUCAUUCUUGUUUGUGUGAUUCUGAACCUUAUUCGUUAUCUUCUUUUUUUUAAAACAAAGGGAAACCAGUCAAAUAAGUAUAAAAAUCUAAAUGUGAUGUGUUAAAAGAGUCAUGUUGUUUACAGUAUUUAUUUUAAAUACUCUAAAAGGGUAUUUUUCUUUCGUACAUUCUAAAACGAGUACUUUCUUUGCAAAUUGUAAAAAUGUGCUUUUUUUUUGUGGUAUAAAAAGGUACUUUUUUUUUUUUGCUUUUAAUAUGGUAGAAAGAGUACUCUCUUUUUUACGUUAUUGAGAUCAGUAUAGUCAAGAGUACAUGUAGAGUUUGUAUCAUAACUAUUUCCUACAUCUUUUGGUUCAAUAAUGUGAACUUAUUUCCAGUUAUUUCUGAGUCAAAAACUCCUCUUUGUGUCUAGCUUUGCUACACUUUAUUUAGGAGUCCUAUCUGCUGAAUAAUAGUUGCUGAGAAUUUGAGAAUCUAAAAGUUGCCAAAAUUUGUCAUUCCCAAGUUUACUUGUGUUUCUUAAAAGGGUGCAUUGAGCUAAAUUUUACCUGUAGAGUCUCUAAAAGACUUCAUUCUGACCUGUAGCACUUCUUUAAACCUAGAUAAACCAAACUUAAUCGCUUUACGACAUAAGAAACUGAAUGAGAUUAAUGAAGUAUUGUGCUGAUUGAAUUUAUUUGUAGAUCCUUUGUGGUUAAGCAGAUACUAUAAAGUGUCAAUGGAUUAAAAAAAUAAAAUAAGUCUUGAGUAUUCUUUUGCUGUUUUAGUUGCUGCAAGAUUGUAAGGCGUUCAAAUGAGUUCAACUUACGUAGAAAAAAUGUGAAACUAUCAAGCAUGUUGAAGUUUGUUAAAAGUUGUGUAGAACCUCUAUGAUGUUUAGAGUCUGUAACUAUUCUAAGAGUUAUAAAAUGCUCCGCUAAACCGCUGGAAACUUGGCUAAGGAUUAUGUUUUUUUACUGAAAACUGUAUGUUUAUUUUUGCCAGCAUGUUGUUGUGAAAAUCUUCGUAGCUUUCCAGCCAUAUCUUGAGAAUAUAAAGCUGUAUCUUCCCAUGAAGUUUUUGGUUAAUGGUUUCACUUAACCGAAGUUAUUGUAUUUUGAAUACAAUCUCGUCUAGAGCUUUUUUUUUUUUUUUUGGAAAGUUGUAGCCCGAUGUUAUGAAGUCAAGAUACUAAUCACCAUAGUUUUCCUACUGCAUAGCGUGUUUUUAUUAUGACCAACUCUAACUCUUCCCAUAUUUAAUGAAUUAGCUGAAGAUGUGCUUGUUUAAUAUUAUUGUACCUUAUUUGGUGUUGUUUAUCAUUUUUUUUUAAUCAAGAUAUUCUAAUCCUUUCCUUCCCUUUUUUUUCCAUGAACACAUGGGAGUAGGGGUGGGCAUGGUACGGUAUUUGAAACUUCGGUUCGGUAACUUCGGUAUUCGGUUUUUAAAAAUACGAUACCAUUACCAUACCAAACUAAUUCGGUAUGGUUCGGUAUUUUUAAGUUCGGUUUCGGUAUUUCACGGUACGGUAUUUCGGUAACCAUAAUUUAUUUAACUUCCACUUACGUAUAUAUCAUCACCAACCGGACACUCACAAACCCAAAAUCCAACAAGAUCUAACCGAUCCUGAGGUAGAGUUCAAAAAGCAGUAUGCUAUUUUCAACGUCAAGGUUCUAAGCAAAAUUCCAAGAGGUCCACUGAAAGACAAAAGGAUCCUAUAGACGCGAAUAGGUGGCACCCCUUAGGUUCACAGAGGCUUUCCUCCAGAUGUUGUGAUUCAGUUAUGUUAGAAGGCCCUUUGUUUACUUGUUUUGCUUUAUUAUUACUAAACAAGCUUGGAGUUUUCUUGUGGUAGUUUUGAGUUCCAGAUAUGGUUUUCUUUUUUGUUAAAUUUUGAACGACUGCUGUAAGAUUAUUGGCAGUCAUCAUGGUCACAGUAAACAUAAAUAUGCAAGUGAGUAUUACUUCAAUUCUAAAUCAAAAAAAAAAAAAACACAUAAAAAAAAACGUAACUUAACACAUAAGUCAACAAAAUUAUACCUGCAGGAACAUGAUUAAGGCCAAUUCCAGUACUAUUUAAUGCUUGUUGAACAGAAGAAGAGAUCUUAGUAAUAUCACCAUAAGCAGAAAUGGAAACAGGUCCACAGUAUAAAUUGACAUUAAAUGAGAUGUGAUGUAAUUUUUUCUAAGAAAUCUAGUCUAUAUAUUUAGCAGUAGUAAAUAUAAUAUAUAUGGAUUGUAUAGAUGUAGUAUAAACUUCGGUACGGUAUACGGUAUCUCGGUAUCCAUUUUAUAAAUACCAAAUACCGUACCGAAUACCAAAAAAAAUUUAAAUUCAUACCAAAUACCAUACCAAAUACCGCAAUACCAAAACCGCGGUAUUAAAAAUUUCGGUAUCGGUAUGGUAUUCGGUAUAUACCGUACCAUGCCCACCCCUACAUGGGAGUGCAUUUGGAGUUGUGAUACGACUCCAUCUCUGCCCAGAAUCAAAGAAAAAUAGUAGCUGCAUUGACGUCCUCGUGUCUGACAGCCUUCGUUCGUGUCAAGCGUCCCCGUCUUUCUUCCUCUUUUUUUUUUAAUAAAUAAAUUUACCCUCAACUGGGCCUUUUAUUAAUUUAUGCCAAAAAAGAAAAAAGCAAUAGGACCAAACUUUGGUCCCUAAGUGUUCAGAAUGGAAAAAACAUAUUAAAUUUGUAAAUACUAAAAAGAUAAAAAGGACCAGGUCCUUUGUUGUUGUCUGAAACCCUAUGGUUGAGCUUUUCUCUCUUCGCUUGAGCUUCUCUCUCUACGAUUCUGCCGUCUUUGGUGUCAAAGUGAUGAUCGGAAAACUCAUCGCAGGAGAUUUCCUUGUCAACUGUUCGAUGUCCAUCUGAUCAUUGAUGGUUCAAACUUGCUGCAUCUCCCGCCUUCAGAUAAGUUUUUAUUUGAUUUCUUUUCAUUUCUAAUGUCACUGUAGCUCUGACCUUCUAUUUUCUUGUUUUUUGCAGGUAUCCUCGAUAUGUAUGCUUCUUCCCAGCUGAGCCGACGUGUGUCUUCAAGGAGUUGUUGACAAAGAUUCUGGAGCAAACGGGACUUGAGUUUGGGCAACCGUAAGGAGAGCUAAAGACGUGAUGGAAUCGCUUUGAAACCUUCGUGGAUGACUCGAUAGAGUCUAAUGUUUGUAACUUAUGUCCGCCACCUCGACUUGACCCGAGGUGCUGAGGUUCGUGACCCGCCAGUGUAGGCCAUACUUUCUGCUAUUACAGAGCGCUCCUCUUGAUCCGGAGCCUACAUCUUGGUGCAUAUAUUUUGUCAUGUAUCUGUUUCUGUAUAUAUUUGGACUAUUUGGGGUACGGCGGGGCCCUGUCCCGCCAUAUGUUUCCGUUUUGGUUUGUAGAGGCCUAUAGUCAUAUAUGUGGGUCGAGGGUCCUACGUGUGUUUGUUCUGUUUAUGAUUUGUGUCUUAAUGCGGUCCUACCUGUUAUGGCGUCCAUGGUGGCCCAUAUGUUUGUAUAUAUGCAUAUGUUUGGCGAUAUGUAUUCCGCCGCCUCUUUGGCUUUGAUAUGAUAUCUUUGCACGCGCGACCGCUUAAGAUAA